Molecule: messenger RNA, 6617 nt
Organism: Paramormyrops kingsleyae
Lineage: Eukaryota; Metazoa; Chordata; Actinopteri; Osteoglossiformes; Mormyridae
Product: prickle planar cell polarity protein 3
Molecular function (GO): zinc ion binding
Source: RefSeq, a predicted model, not a curated record
CACGCCAAGUUUAGAUCAACUCAUUUCACUUCUUUCAUUCUCUGUUUUAUUGUGAAGCGCUUUGAUGCGGGAGCGCCGGUUUUGAAAGUGAAACCUCGUCUGGGACGGCGAACGUAAACGUAAAUGAAAUUACAUGUGCACCAUAUAGCAGACCACUCGCACUUAUUAAGAGUCUGUUCCCGGUUUUAUUCUGACUGCAGGGAAGUUUUGGAAAUGUCCUGUGCUGCUCAUCGGGACCAGGGGGGAUUUUUAAAAAGGAUCUUUACAGUUUUAACAGUGCGGUGUCUGAUGUCGCUGCCGAUUUUCCUAUGAACUUUCUAUACGCCUUUUUUUGUGUUGAACUGGGAUUAAAUAGCGUUUUCUGUGUUUCGGCUGUGCGAGAGUUUUGGGUAUUGCUGGGCUUUUUUCUCUGUAGUUCUGAAGUCUGACCGAACUAUGUCGCACCAAAUGUCGCCUUUUAGGACGAGAAAGUGCCGAGUUGCAGAUAUAUUACCCUGGUGGUCUAACAGCACGGGUCGGGGGGCACAACGAAUCUCAGCGUAUUCGGCCCGUUAUGAAAAUAUCUUCUCAUGUAUACUUUCCCCAGGAAGUUGACGAGGCCCUUUUAAACUGCACAUCCCUUCCUGUAGCCCGUCUGGCAAAUGUUUUUAUUCCUGUAAUUUUCUGCUUUGUGCCCCACACUCGUGCUUGAAAUAUUAAGCAAACGCGGCGGUUUCAGCACAAAUCAGAAGUUGCGGGUGGCGAGUAAAGUCUCCCAUAAAGUGUAGGAUACCUUUGAUUACAUCCGAAAUUAUUAUUGUCUAUUCUUAACUAUACUGAUCUGUUCUGCAAUCUAAAAUUACAUUACAUUUACACUUAACAUGCCAUGGCUAAUAGUGUGAUAGCACAGCAUCCUUUUAACUUGGAAAAGGGGAGGAUUGUGGUUUUAAAAACAGCGCGCAAAAAAAACCUGGAAAAAUUAAGAAUAUGUUUGGGAGGAAAAACCGCUGAAUGACUUUGCGCAUGUCUGAGUAUAUACCCGAAAUGAUGUAUAAUAAUACUAGAAACAAGACUUAUAUGUGGACUUAUUUUUCAGUUUUGCUGUAAAACACGUGUGACCCGCAGGCCGUGUUUUUGUGCAUACUCAGACAUAUUUUUCCCCACCCUGCUCGGUUAUGAUAACACCACAGCAUCGGCCCUGCAGCCCUCCUCCGCGUUCUGACAACGUGCAGCGCUCACAGGAAACGGGAGGCCAGUGACCUCGGCCGCCUGCCGUUAACGUUUUAACGCGCAAAGCGGGCUGGGGCUGGAUUAAGGGGUUCAGAUGUGCAGGUCGAUGACCCAUUGGACUUAAAAUAUUCAUUUGUUAGCACAUUUCCAGCAAGCACAUGCUGAACUUGUACAUAGGGUUGAUCUCAUGGGCACUUCCAUCAGUAACUCUGUGUCAGUUUGGUGAAUAUAGUCCCAUUUACAUUUGAGGAAGAGUCAACAGGCCCCUCUUGUGGUGGUUCAAGAGGCAGCAUUUCCUGGUCACAUGACUGGGGUUGCAGGUUUGCAUCUGGCUGCCUCAUUUUAACAAAGUGCCUCUUGUGUAAACUUGGGAGUCUAAGCAGAAUGAGCUUGUUGAAGUUUGGCUGCUGUAUUAAGGUUGAUUCAUACAACGGAGGUAUGGUAUUGCCGCAUAUUAUGCGCCAUAGCUUACGUGGUAUCUGGACACGGACCUCCCCAGAAAUGCAGCUACACAUCGCGGGGACACGAACCGUUCGCAGUGACUCAGGCCACGGCGUAAGCUCUGCAUAGACUCGACGCCAAAGUGACGUUCAGCCUUUAUACAUGAUGCUCAUGUAAUCCCGCAUAGAGUCAAAGCACGCCUAUGCUUCUCACAGACUGCAGACCUGACUCGGAGUCUGUGUCAGACUCCUGUGUUUCCUUUCAUCAGUUUUUGUUGACGUCCCCCCUCACCCACCCAGAGACACAGGCUCGCACGCAAGCCGUCCCUCGGUGUUUUCAGGUGCCCCCCCCCAGGCCCUGACUGGCAGUUGAGGUGGUAAACGGGUGAAUCGCAAUCCCAGUGUGUUUCAGCACACGUUUCCAUGGCUGCGGUUCCCACCCCCAUUUCAGGCAGUGCUGUUUACCUUCCUUGUUUUCUGUACCUGUGUUUGUCUGGACGUGCGUGCGAACCAAGCCGGGGGCCGGGGGGAGUCGUGACCUGGGGGAGCUGCUAAUCACUUUUUCCCGUCACUAAACUGUAGUGAUGAGAGCCGUCUUGCGGGAUGGUCCUUAUGCUCGCAUUACCUGACUAUCAGUGGUAGCGUUCAAGUCCACCAGUUCACACAGUCCGUGUGCAAAUAUUUGUACGACAUGCUGUUGAAUUUCUGCUUGGAUGUCAUUCUCAGAUUUCAGUAAAGCAACUGAAUAAGAAAGUUUGAAAGAGCAGAGCUUUGCCUAAAAACCCCGCAGAAUAAACACGUGGUUCCCCUCUGCACAUGCUCUGGUGUGGUAUGAGUGUUUCAUUCGGCUCGCGGGUGAAGGAAUGUUCUUUAUGUCGACGCUCUUCGUGGGAACAUGUGACGUGUGAAAAGCAAAGGAACUUCAGUCCUUAGGAAUAUAGACUUGGGUGCUUUGGUCCAGAAAGUAAAAUUGAAAGAUUAAGGAGCCUGAAAGUGGUCAGUGUUCAGCUUCUCAACCUUUUCAAGGUCAUGUCCAUAUGGUCGCCUCCUAACUGGACCAGUUUAGUUUUCUCUCCUUCUGGGUAUAUCCCAACUGGACCAGUUCAGUUUUCUCUUCUUCCAGGUAUCUCCUAAGUGGACCAGUUUAGUUUUCUCUCCUACUGGGUACAUCCCAGCUGGACCAGUUCAGUUUUCUCUCUUUCACUCCACAUAGAAAGGGAAGAGUAUGGAAACUCUGAGGAAAGUGUUGGGUGUGACCUAUUUCCUGUGGCCAUUUCCUUCCUAAAAUAUUGUUUUAAAUGGGUAGAUGGAAAGCGGGUUGGCAUUCUGGCAAAUGGCAUUUUGACAGACUGACACAGUCUGGCACAGGUAACUCAGCACAGUGCUGUUGUCACUAUCUAAUCUAGGCCAUUAUUGAACCACAUCAUCACGACGUUGGCAUUGAUCAUGACUGUUUGCUGAUGUAAGCUGUGCGUGUUCAGUGUCACUGUGAAAUGUGUGUGUUCAUAGUGUUCAUAGUGGUGGAAGUCUGAAAUUGCAUUUAAAUUCACAUUUAGCUUACAGUUAAUUGGUUAAUCCUAUCAGUCCUUUGUGGGCUGCAGAUGUUGGGACACAUGGCCGUGUGAUUCAGCAGGGUGGGGGAGGGGGUCUGUCUCCAUCUGACACGUCUGCAUGUUGGACCUUCUGUUGGGUUACAUAGCUGCUCUAGGAGGAAGGGCCCUGCAGUGAGGGUGUCGGGCUGAGUAUCACCUGAGUAAGUCUGCUGUAGGUCACUAUCAGAGCUGGAUUUCCGCUGUAUCCCUGCACAUCUCAGGAGGACACAUGAUGAAACACCAGAGAUGAAAGUGUGAAGGACAGCACUCCAGACGUAGGAGCAGGGAAGCGACAGCAUCCCAGACUGCCGCCUGCCCUGUGCUCGCUGUGGUGACCAGUGCCCCGGCUUCCACAUGCACGGAUGGAGGAAAACCUGCGUUCACUGCCGGUGUGUGCGUGAGGAGCACGGGUUCCGCUCUGUGCCGGGAGCAUUGGACAGGAUGGUGGCUAAGCUAGUGGCUGAUGUCCGGAGACAUUCCAUCUCUGAUGAUGACUCGGGGUGUGCCUCUGAGGAGUACGCUUGGGUCCCCCCCAGGCUCAAACCCGAACAGGUGCACCAGUACUUCAGCUGUAUUCCGGAGGACAAGGUGCCCUAUGUCAACAGCCUAGGGGAAACUUACAGAGUUAAACAGCUUCUGCACCAGCUGCCAGCACAUGACAGUGAGCCUCAGUACUGUAACACACUGGAUGAGAAUGAGAAGAGAGAACUUCAGCUCUUUAGCCAGAAGAGGAAAAGCGAGAACCUGGGCAAGGGGAAUGUGCGGCUGUUCCCCGUCACCAUGACCAGCGCCAUCUGUCGGGAGUGUGGCCGGCCGAUCCAGGGGGGUGACCUGGCGGUGCUGGCCAGCCGGGCCGGGCCAGGCGCAUGCUGGCACCCCCAGUGCUUCCUGUGCUGCCAGUGCCAUGAGCUGCUGGUGGACCUCAUCUACUUCUACCAGGACGGCCGGAUGUACUGCGGGCGGCACCAUGCCGAGCAGAUCAGACCGCGCUGCCAGGCCUGUGACGAGAUCAUCCUGGCGGACGAGUGUGCGGAGGCCGAGGGGAGGCAUUGGCACCUGCGACACUUCUGCUGCUCCGGGUGCGAGGCGGCGCUGGGCGGCCAGCACUACAUCAUGCGUGAGGGGCGGCCUCACUGCUGCUCCUGCUACGAGUCCCUCUACUCUGAUUACUGCGACUCCUGUGGGGAGGUCAUAGGGAUCGACCAGGGCCAGAUGACCUAUGAGGGCCAGCACUGGCACGCCGCCGAGUCCUGUUUCUGCUGCACCCGCUGCCGGCUGCCGUUGCUGGGCCGGCCCUUCCUUCCUCGCGGGGGCCUCAUUUUCUGCUCACGCCCCUGCUCUUUGGGGGAGGACCCGUACAGCUCUGACUCCUGCGACUCAGCACUGCAGAGCGCAUCCCGACGGACGCAGUGUGUGGAUGCCACCGGCCCGAUCCAUCGGCAGCGACGGUGUCACAGCACCACCCAGUGUUCAGAAAACCUCACUGCAGCCGGCUGCGGCGUUCCAGAGAAGGGCAGCAUAAAUCCGGCUGCCUCCAGUGUGGCACAGCCAAACGGACACCUCCCUGCUCAAAGCCCCCAGCCACCGGACCUUCGCCCCAGCGACGCUCGCCCUCAGCGCGGUGCAAGUGACGUCACAUCAGAGUAUCUAGAGUUCCUCCCGAAAUGCUCUUCAAGAGGCACGUCAACUGAGAAGGAAGCGGACAGUGCAGGCGAGCUUGGCAGCCGGGUGUGUGACUCUCAGUGUGCCUCCUCAGCUGCUCCCAGUGAGAGUCUGCCCGCCUCCCCGGCUGUUUCCGCACCGCCCGCUACCUCCCUGCCGCCCGACCCGUGCCCCCCACCCCCCCGGCCCGGCGGCGCCAGGGUCAGCUUCCGCGAGCCGAUCAGCUGCAGCUACCUGAUAGACGAGGAGGAUGCUGAUGAGGAAGAGCAGGGGCGGGGCGAGGACCCUACAUGUGGGAAGCUCCGAUUCCAGAGGCAAACGCCGCAAGUGUGCGGAGCCCCACGCAUGGAGCUGCUGGCAGAUGGACCGUACCAACAGCGAACUUCCCGAAGGGGUGGUUCAGGCUGGAGCCACAGUCAGGGCGCCUCUGGCACACCCCUUCACCUGAGCACGAGAAGGCACCCCCAGCGGACUAAUGCCACCAGGCCCUGUCUGGAUGCCCUGGACUGGCAUGGGGACCUGGAGAAGGGCCCGCCUGCCCACAACCAUGCCCCUCUCACCCUAUUGCCCAGCCGCUGGAAGCACGAAGAUCCCUGCUCCACCUGCUCCUCCUCCUCCGAGUCCGAGGAGGAGGGCUACUUCCUCGGACAGCCCAUCCCGCUGCCCCCACAGCUCCAUCGGUCUGUAUCGGGUGGAGGGCGCGGGGCGGGAUGGAUGGAAGGAGAGACAGGAUCCAGCCGGCGGGACGGGAGGGGGAGGCCCCGCAGCCGCAGUGGGAAGGACGGAGACGCGCACUGCAGCAUCUCCUGAGCCUCUGCAUCUCAUUACAAACCUGCAAUCUACAGCACAUGCAAAGGUGUGCUUAGGGUUCGAGGGGAUGCAUUGCGUUUCUGCCCUUCGCCACUGAGAGCCACAUCCAAGGGCUGCUUUUGGGAAUGAAUUCUAUGACCGUGCUGCAAUAUCAGAUAGUGAUGUUCUAUCUGAGCUAAAAUGUACACCCUUGUGCAAAUUAAUUGAAACAAGUUAUUGCAUCUAUAUGCUCUCAGAUUGACCACAGUUAAGGCAGACAUCACAGUCACAUUAAUUCAUACUUAUCACCUUGGGAAUAUUUAAGACCUGGUGGGAAUAACCCAGGAUGGGGGGCUGAUUCAUCGCAGGGCUCACGCACCAUUCAUGCCUGUGGGGAACUUGGCAGCUCCAGUUAACCUUGGCAUGUUUUUGGACUGUGGGGGAAACCAGAGAACCUGGAGGAAACCCCCCAACGACACGGGGAGGCCCCCCAACCCCAGGGCAUUUACCUGAAACGCACAUGGGGGGUUUAUACACAGUCAUAUCACCCAGCUCUAACCCACCCGGGCAGAUCUGCCAGUCUGUGGGCACAGUGCCUCCACAGUCCAUCCACCCAGCACACUCUCUGCCCUGUUGGCUGUGCAAACCAGCAGGUCCCAGGCCACUGCAUGCAGGUCUGUGUGACAACUUGUUUCAAUUCAUUUGCACAAGGGUGUCCAAGGGUGUCCAGUGUGUCUUCUGACACCAGGAAUGGAACAUGUGUAAGCUGACAAUCCCAUCUGAUAGGCACUGACAUACCUGCCUGUAUUGUGGCAAAGGUUUCGGAAUAUUAAUGAACAUUAAUAUAACAGAAAGUGACACUAAUGGCAGAAGAUCAAAUUAAGGAGGAAAGGCCAAAAACUGGAAUUAAACAGGAGAUGGAAAA